Messenger RNA from Drepanopeziza brunnea f. sp. 'multigermtubi' MB_m1, 309 nucleotides. Lineage: Eukaryota; Fungi; Ascomycota; Leotiomycetes; Helotiales; Drepanopezizaceae. The record is from RefSeq and is a predicted model, not a curated record.
AUGCCCAAGGAAGCAAAGGCCAAGAAAGCCCCCAAGGGCCGCACCGAGAAGAAGAAGAAGGACCCGAACGCCCCCAAGCGUGGUCUCUCCGCCUACAUGUUCUUCGCCAACGAGCAGCGUGAGAAUGUCCGUGAGGAGAACCCAGGAAUCACCUUCGGUCAAGUUGGCAAGGUCCUCGGUGAGCGAUGGAAGGCCCUGAACGACAAGCAGCGGACCCCCUACGAGGCCAAGGCGGCGCAAGACAAGAAGCGUUACGAGGACGAGAAGGCAUCCUACAAUGCUGAUGCAGAGGAGGAAGAGUCUUCUUAG